Molecule: messenger RNA, 5763 nt
Organism: Melopsittacus undulatus (budgerigar)
Lineage: Eukaryota; Metazoa; Chordata; Aves; Psittaciformes; Psittaculidae
Gene: SRCAP
Product: Snf2 related CREBBP activator protein
Exons: 30
Coding region: 1-5763 (1920 amino acids)
Biological process (GO): chromatin remodeling
Cellular component (GO): Swr1 complex
Molecular function (GO): ATP hydrolysis activity; DNA binding; ATP-dependent chromatin remodeler activity
Source: RefSeq, a predicted model, not a curated record
AUGACCGGCAGCAGCCCCGUGUCCCCUGCCUCCUCGGGCUCCCCCCCCCCCGGCAGCGUGUCCCCCCCCGCCCCCCGCCCCGAUGGCCCCCCCGGACCCCCGGACCCCCCCAGCCUAUGGGACAAGACCCAGGCCGAGAUCGCCGAGCAGGCCAAGCACGAGGCAGAGGUCGAGCACCGCGUGGCCGAGAUGAAGCGCGUUGGCUCCUGGUCCCUGCGCCGCCUGCCCAAGGCCCCAGAGCCCCCAAGGCCUAAGGUGCAUUGGGAUUAUCUAUGUGAGGAGAUGCAGUGGUUGGCUACUGACUUCAGCCAGGAGCGGCGAUGGAAGAGGGGGGUGGCCCGGAAGGUGGUGCGCAUGGUGAUGCGGCACCACGAGGAGCAGAGGCAGCGCCAGGAACGCGCCAAGCGGGAGGAGCAGCUCAAGCUGCGGCGGCUGGCGGCAAACAUAGCGCGAGAGGUCAAGCACUUCUGGAGCAACGUGGAGAAGGUGGUGCAGUUCAAGCAGCAGUCGCGGCUGGAGGAGAAGAGGAAACAGGCUCUGGAUCUGCAGCUGGAUUUCAUUGUGGGGCAGACUGAGAAGUACUCAGACCUGCUGAGCCGAAGCCUCAACGCGCCCCAUAGGGCUCAGCACACGGGGGGCUAUGGGGACCUGGAGCUGCAGGAUGAGGAUCCCCCUGAGGGAUCCCCCAAUGAGGAGAGACCCCAGAACCUGCAGGGGGUGCUGGGGACCCUGCCCCCACAGGCUCUGCUGCAGAGGAACAAGAGCCCCUGGGAGCUGAGAGAGGAGGAUGAGGAGUUUGCAGCUGAGGAGGAAGAGGGGGAGGAUGAGGAGGAGACGAUCGCGGCUCAGGAGCGGCUGGAAGGGGACGUGGAUCACAAACAGGAGCUGGAUGACCUGGCCCGGGAGGGGGCGCUGCCUAUGGAGGAGCUGCUGCAGCGCUAUGCAGGAGCCUUCGCUGACUCUGACUGUGAGUCCCCCCCCGGAGCCAGCAGCACCCGAUCAGACUCCCCCCCCGCCGAGAGUGAAGAGGAAGAGGAGGAUGAGGACGAGGACGAAGAGGACGAGGACGAAGAUGAGGACGAGGAGGAGGAGGAGGAGGAGGAGGAGGAAGAGGAGGGGGCCCCAACCCCCCCUCCCCCCACCCCCACCCAGGCCCCUCCCCCCCCCAUCACCCCCACCCCAAAGAAGGAGAUCACUGACAUUGCUGCUGCUGCCGAGAGCCUGCAGCCCAAGGGGUACACGCUGGCGACCACACAGGUGAAGACCCCCAUCCCCCACCUGCUGCGGGGCACCCUACGGGAGUACCAGCAUAUAGGGCUGGACUGGUUGGUCACCAUGUACGACAAGAAGCUCAAUGGGAUCCUGGCUGAUGAGAUGGGACUGGGCAAGACCAUCCAGACCAUAUCCCUGCUGGCACAUCUGGCCUGCGAGAAGGGCAGCUGGGGCCCCCACCUCAUCAUCGUGCCCACCAGUGUGAUGCUGAACUGGGAGAUGGAGCUCAAGCGCUGGUGUCCCAGCUUCAAGAUCCUCACCUACUAUGGGGCACAGAAGGAGCGGCGCCUCAAGCGCCAGGGCUGGACCAAGCCCAACGCGUUCCACGUGUGCAUCACGUCCUACAAGCUGGUGCUGCAGGAUCACCAGGCUUUCCGCAGGAAGAACUGGAAGUAUCUGAUCCUGGAUGAGGCUCAGAACAUCAAGAACUUCAAGUCCCAGCGCUGGCAGUCCCUGCUCAACUUCAAUAGCCAGCGUCGCCUGUUGCUGACAGGCACCCCCCUGCAGAACAGCCUGAUGGAGCUGUGGUCCCUCAUGCACUUCCUGAUGCCCAGAGUCUUCCAGUCCCACCGCGAGUUCAAGGAGUGGUUCUCCAACCCCCUGACAGGCAUGAUCGAGGGCAGCCAGGAGUACAAUGAGAGCCUGGUCAAGAGACUGCAUAAGGUUCUGCGCCCCUUCCUCCUGCGCCGCCUCAAGGUGGAUGUAGAGAAGCAAAUGCCCCAGAAGUUUGAGCAUGUUCUGAGGUGUCGACUGUCCCAGAGACAGAGGUUCCUGUAUGAUGACUUCAUGGCACAGGCCAGCACCAAGGCCACGCUGGCCAGCGGUCACUUCCUCAGUGUCAUCAAUGUACUGAUGCAGCUGCGUAAGGUCUGUAACCAUCCUGACCUCUUUGAACCUCGACCCCUGCGCUCCCCCCUGGUGACCCCUGGGCUCUGUUACCGCACGGCCGCCCUGGUGCUGAGCGCCCUGGAGCCGCAGCCCUUCCGGCACGUGACCCCGGCGCUGUAUGACCUGGUGUCGCUGGAGGGUCACGUGUCCCGCUACGCGGCUGACACGUUCCUGCCGCGCUGGCGGGUGACCCGGCGGCACCUGGAGGACGUGGCCGCGGCCCCUGACCCCCCCCCGCGGCCCAAGCCCGUGCGCAUGAAAGUCAACCGGAUGCUUCAGCCGGUCCCCAAGGCCGAGAGCCGCGCGGUCCUGCUGCUCAACCCCCCCCCGGCCUGCAGGGGGCGCCCCGGUGGGCGUGGUCCCGCUCAGCCCGGCCCCGCCCCCUGCACAAGCCCCGCCCCUCCUGCCCCCCCCAACUUGGGGGGCAAGGGGGGGCCCCCAUUGGCUGCCUAUGCCCUGCCCGGGCCUGGCCCCCAGCGCCUGCUGCUGGCCCCCGACAUGCAGGCCCGGCUGCCAUUGCCGACGCCCCUGGUGAACAGUGGGGGGGUGGUGAAGAUCGUGGUCCGCCCUGCCCCCAACCCCCCCCUGCCCCCCCCCCCACGUGACGGCCUCAGCGCCCCUCCCCCCACCCCCCCUGCCCCCCCUCCCCCACCCCCCCGGCCCCUGCUCCGGGUGCUGCCUGCUGGGACUGAGCUUGUGGGUGUCCUCAUAGGGGUGCCCCCAUUGAUCCCUAUGGGUGUCCCUAUUGAUCCAUAUGGGUGUCCCCCAACCCCUAUGGGUCCCCCCAACCCCUAUGGGAGGCAGCCCCCACCCCCACCACGGUCACCCUUUUACCUGGAGUCCCUGGAGGCCAAGCGGAGCCGGGGCCGCUCGGAGCGCCUGGAGCGGCUGCUGCGCCUCAAUGAGCUGCGCUGUGGGAUGAGCCCCAUCUAUGGGACUGAGGUGCUUGGGGUCUGCACCCUCACCCCCCCACAGCGCCCCCCGGGGGGGGCCCUGGCACAGGCACACAUCAGCCCCCCCCAGCGCCUGCAGCAGCUACAGCCGCUGCUCGAUAGGUUCAUCUUCGUGCUGCCCCCCGUGCAGGCCCGUGGGCUGUUCCUGCACAGCGCCCGCCCCCCCCCGUGGCGCCUGCGCCAAUGGGCUCUGCUGGAGCAGCGCCUGAGCCAGGAGCUGGCCCUGGACGGGGGGGGGGGAACCCCCUGUCCCCAUGGCAACGGGGGGGGGAUGGACCCUCCCAUUGCCGGGUAUGGGGAGGGGGGGGAUGGGGACCCCCAGCGCCAUAGGGAGACAUUGCAUCGGCUGCUGAGGCCAUGGGGGACUCACUUCCCGGAUAGGAGACUGGUGCAGUAUGAUUGUGGGAAGCUGCAGACCCUGGACCUGCUCCUGCGCCGGCUCAAGGCUGGAGCCCAUCGAGUUCUGAUCUUCACCCAGAUGACCAGGAUGUUGGAUGUGCUCGAGCGCUUCCUGACCUACCAUGGGCACAUCUACCUGCGGCUGGACGGGAGCACCCGCGUGGAGCAGAGACAGGCGCUGAUGGAGCGGUUCAACGCAGACAAGCGCAUCUUCUGCUUCAUCCUGUCCACCCGCAGUGGAGGAGUUGGGGUUAACCUGGCAGGGGCAGAUACUGUCGUGUUCUAUGACAGCGACUGGAACCCGACCAUGGACGCGCAGGCGCAGGACAGGUGCCACCGGAUAGGGCAGACACGGGACGUACACAUCUAUAGGCUGAUCAGUGAGCGCACAGUGGAGGAGAACAUCCUGAAGAAGGCAAACCAGAAACGGAUGUUGGGGGACAUGGCGAUCGAGGGAGGCAACUUCACCACAGCAUACUUCAAACAGCAAACCAUCCGGGAGCUGUUUGACAUGACCCCAGAGGAGCCAGGGCACCGGGAUCGGGAUCGGGAUCGGGAUCGGGAUGGGGACACGGCCCCGGAGGAGGAGGAGGAUCCGGCUGCAACCAGGAGAACACAUAUACUGGAGCAGGCUCUAUGUGGGGCUGAGGACCCCGAGGACAUCCGCGCUGCAUCCCAGGCCCAGGCUGAGCGUGUGGCUGCUCUGGCUGAGUUCAGUGAGAGCCUGAGCCCAGAGGAGGAGAUGUCCAAGGCUGAGCAGGAGAUAGCAGCACUUGUGGGGCAGCUGACCCCCAUCGAGCGCUAUGCCAUGAACUUCCUGGAGGCCUCAUUGGAGGACGUGAGCAGAGAGGAGCUGAAGCAGGCGGAGGAGCAGGUCGAGGCCGCCCGGAAGGACAUCGACCAGGCCAAGGGCGCCGGGAGCCGCUUCCGGUUACCCCCACAGGAAGAGGAAGAGGAGGAACCGGAAGAGGCGGGGCCUAGACCGGAAGCCGGGCCUGGAGGGGGCGGGACCGGAACCGGAAGCGCCGACGACGGCCCCCGGAAGUCCCGGCGGCCGCGACCCCUCCCCCCGGAGCGCAGCGGGACCCGCGUCAGUCAGCGCCUGCGCGGGGCGCGCUGCGUCGUGACGUCACUUCCGGCCCCGCCCUCCCCUCCCUCGAGCCACGCCCCUCCCGCGGCCUCCACGGAGCCGGAAGUGGGGGCGGGGACAGCGACGUCGUCGCGCACGCCGCCGGAAGUGACGUCAGCACCGGCGACGCCGCCGCCACAACAACCGGAAGAGACCCCAACGCCGCCGACUCCUCCGCCACCGGAAGUAACGUCGCCAACUGAAGUGACGUCACAACCGGAAGUGACGUCGCCGCCGUCUCCUGUGACGUCACCGCCACCCCCGGAACCGACGUCACCGCCCCCUCCCCCACCGGAAGCGCCGUUACCGGAAGCUCCGCCCCCUUCCCCUCCCCAUCCUCCGUCAUCCCCUCCCCCAUCACCCCCUCCGGCCCCUCCCCCCUCGUCCCCGCCCCCUCACGUGACUUCCGGUGCUCGCCCCGCCCCCCGCCGCCGCCGCAGCGCUGACGUCGAGAUCCGCCAGAGCCGCGGACCAGGCCCCAGCGCCAAGGUCCUGAGGCAACUUCCGGGUCGCCUCGUUACCGUGCUCGAAGCCCCGCCCACUUCCGGUUCCGGCCGCUCCCGGCGCCGCCGCCUCCCCCCUCCUCCCCCCACCCCUCCCUCUCACGACGCCGUCACUUCCGGUUCCGGUUCCGUUAGCCCCGCCCCCCCCCUCCCCAAGCGGCGCCGGGGGCGGCCCCCGAAGCGGAGGGGCGGGGCCACGAGGCGCCGACGUCAUCACAGCGGCGCCGGUGACGUCAACACCGGAAGAGGCGUCACCCGCUUGCGACGCGGGCGAGGCCGCCCUACUACUUCCGCUUCCGGUGGUGGUGUUGGGGGCGGAGCUUCCGGCGCGACUUCCGGUUCCGGUCAGAAGAGGCGGGGCCGACCCCGGAAGCGCUCCCCCUCCCCCCCCGCGCGGAGCACGCGCCGUAACCCCCCGGCGACCUUAAUGGCGCCCCUGGAGAGGGAGCCCCGGAACCGGAAGCGGCGCCGGAGCCGCCGGGGUCACGAGGCCGGAAGUGGGGAGCGGAACCGGAAGAGGCGGUGCCGGAGGGAGGAGGAGGCCGGAAGUGGCGCUCAGCGCAGGACCAGGCCCACAAGGCGCUGCGCGGAUGGGCGGGGCCGGAAGGCGAAGACGUGA